CCUCCGCGCCCCGAGUCCGCGCCGAGCCGAAACAUGCUAAACCCGAGCGACCUGAGCCCCCAAAACCCCAAAACUACCCGGAGGAAAGUACCACAAGUAACGCCCGACCCCCGAGGAACCGCCGGAGCGAGCCAUGGGCGGAUAAACACGAACUUUUACAACUUUUAAACAGCGUCUGCGGGCUGUUUAAGUUAGCCGCGGUGCUAACUUGGAGCUAACGGCUAACCGCAGCCGCUCCGGAGCCGCUGGAGGAAGAAGCCCGGAAAAAGUGCGCGGAGAGCGGGUGGAGAGGACGGGACCAUGAGCGGGGAGGGCAUACGGCACGCCCCGAUCCUGUCCGCGCUCUUCAAGACCGGCGAGGACUCGGAGCUGAUGGGAGCAGCAGAGUUUAUCCGAGAGCGUUUGUACUUCGCCACGUUGAGGAGUAAACCCAAAAGCACAGCCAACACACACUACUUCUGCACCGACGACGAGUUCGUCUACGAGAAUUUCUACGCCGACUUCGGGCCCCUGAACCUGGCCAUGCUCUACAGAUACUGCUGCAAACUCAACAAGAAGCUCAAGUCGUACACUCUGACUCGGAAAAGAAUCGUUCACUACACGAGUUUCGACCAGAGGAAGAGAUCCAACGCCGCCGUGCUCAUCGGAGGAUACGCUGUGAUUUACUUGAAGAAAACUCCUGAGGAAGCGUACAGAGCUCUGGUGUCUGGGUCCAACGCCUCCUACCUCCCCUUCAGAGACGCGUCUUUCGGGAAUUGCACCUUCAACCUGACGGUGCUGGAAUGUCUGCAGGGCGUCAGGAAGGCGCUGCAGCAUGGAUUCUUCGACUUCGAGACGUUCGAGGUGGACGAGUACGAGCACUACGAGCGAGUGGAAAACGGAGACCUGAACUGGAUCGUCCCGGGGAAGUUCUUGGCCUUCAGCGGCCCUCACCCCAAAACCAAGGUCGAGAACGGUUACCCGCUGCACGCGCCCGAGGCAUAUUUCCCGUAUUUCCGUAAACACAACGUGACGACGGUGAUCCGACUGAACAGGAAGAUCUACGAGGCGCAGAGGUUCGUCAGCGCCGGAUUCGACCACUUCGACCUGUUCUUCGUGGACGGCAGCACCCCGAGCGACGCCAUCAUGAGGAGGUUCCUCUCCAUCUGCGAGGCCACGGACGGAGCCGUCGCCGUGCACUGUAAAGCGGGCCUGGGCAGGACGGGCACUCUGAUUGGCUGUUACCUGAUGAAGCAUUACCGGUUCACGGCGGGAGAGGCCAUCGCCUGGAUCCGGAUCUGCAGACCAGGAUCCAUCAUCGGACCUCAGCAGAACUACCUGGAGGAGAAGCAGGCGUCUCUGUGGCUCAUGGGGGACACUCUGCGCUCUCAGAAGUCCAAGACGGAGGACAGGGGCGUGUCUCACCUCAUCUCCAGUCUGGACGACUUAAACCUGAACCCGACGAACGCCCAACACAACGCCAACCUGAACAAGAGCCUGGGCCCGGACAGGAUCCUGGAGAGUGACGUGGAGAGUGCACUGACACAGGGCGACAAACUGAGGGCGCUCAAGGGCAGACGGCCUCCUCGCCCGGCCACCGCAGGAGCGCUCAGCGUCGGUGGGCGGGGCUCUGUUCAGCAGCCUGUUGUGUGUUUCAGGGUGGAGGAGAUGAAGGUGCACAGCCGGAGCUCGUCUCAGCCGCUCAGGUUGUCUUCGGGGAUGGGUCAGGGCCCGGCGUCUCCGCUCAAAGCCACAAAGUUCCCGUCGUCGUCUGCGUCCGCGGCGGCCAAGCGCAUCGGCAGGAGCUCGUCCGGAGCCGCGUCACACCUGCGCAGCUCCGCCCUCAGCUCGCGAUUGGCCAGUUCCCUGAGCGACCUGUACGCAUCGCUCCCCGCCUCCGCCUCCUCCUCCCUUAGCUCCGCCCCCGCGCCCCGUCUCUAUGGAAACCGUCCCGAGGUCAACAACAACAACAGCAGCGGCGUUGGCGGGCCGGGAAGCGGAGGGGGCGGGGCUCUGUACAUGGGUCCCGCCUCGUCAGCCGCUGUUGCCACGACGACGGCGGCGGCGGCAGCGGGGAAGAGCCGGGAGUGGGCGGGGCCUUACCGAGCGCCUGGCGGGUACAGCGGGCUCAAGAGCGGGCGCUACCUGAGCCGAUCCAUCCCCUCUCUUCAGUCUGAGUUCAUCCAGUACUAAAGACGUGAAAACCUGAACUCCAUCUCCCACAAUCCUUUGCUGCUGCUUGGCCCCGCCCCUUUGGCCCGCACGGACUCACCGAGCGAACAGACGGUUCACCGCAGAGAGAUUUAUAUUUACAUAAACGAAGAAAAAACUCCAAGAAAAGAUUUUGUACUUUGUCACAGAGAAUCUUUUGUGUAUUUUUUUUGUUUUUAAGAGUUUUAUUUUUGAACACGUGAAGGAUCGGACGCAGUAUUUUCGGGAAUUUCGCCGGACGGAUUAUUUUUUUGGGGGGAUUUUAAAGGGACGGAUAUUUGUCUAAACUCAGGGGACGCGAACGAACGAGCGAACGAACGAAGCUCCUUUUGUCUUAACGAUGUUUUAAAUGUAUAUAAAAAAAAAAAGCUUAUUAUUAUUAUAUAUUUUUAGUUUUUAACACGGACUGAUGUUUUUAAGCUCGUCUGGAUCACUGUUUGAACGUUUCUCGCGCUUCGGAACGAUCGUGUUUUUCCAUCACUAAACAUUCCGGACUUUUUAAUAAUAAUAAUAAUAAUAAUAAUAAUAAAAGUGAAAUGCAUUUGUUCUGCUUAAAACUGAACGAGAAACAGAAGCAGGUACUUGAAUGUAAUGGCUGAAACGCUUUUAUUUUAUUUUAUUUUAUUUGUUUAACCCAAAAUCUGCUGUAAAAGUAAAAAAUGUGUUCGGAAUUUUCAGAUUUUUAAAGGUGCAUUUUAUUGUUCACUUCUUGUUUCUUUGCCCGUAAUGUUCCACGGUAGGGCUUUAAAAUCCCUGUGUCGUUCGUUCAUUUGUUUUUCGAAAUUUUUUAAAAGAAAGAAAAUGGAAACAUUUUCUUCAUUAUUUGUCUCCAAAACCAAAAUGAAAAAAACAGAUAAUGAUUCGAUUUUUCAGUUUUCGAUUUUGUGUUUGAAUGAAAAAUGGAAAAAAAUCGGAUAAUGGACUGAACCAGGACUAAACCAGGACUGAACCAGGACUGAACCAGGACUGAACCAGGACUGAACCAGGACUGAACCAGGACUGAACCAGGACUGAACCGUUUUCAGUCCCGGUCUGGUCCCAGUCUGGUCCACGUCUUCAUUCCUGGUCUGGUCUUGGUCUGAAUCCUGGUCUCAGUCUCUGGUCUUAGUCCCGGUCCUGUUUCCAGUCUCAGGCCCGGUCUGGUCCCUAUCUCAGGCCUGGUCUCUGGUCCCGGUCUGGUCCCGGUCUGGUCCCGGUCUCAGUCAUCAUCUGGUCCUGGUCCUGUUCCUGGUCUCAGUCCUGGUCUGGUCUUGGUUUGAGUCCUGGUCUCAGGCCCUGGUCUUAGUCCUGGUCCUGUUUUCAGUCUCAGUCCCAGUCUGGUCCUGGUCUGGUCCAUGUCUCAGGCCCGGUCGUGUUCCUGGUCCUGUUCCUGGUCCUGUUCCCGGUCUCAGUCCUGGUCUACUUCUGGUUUGGUCCAAGACCUUGUUUAGACCUGGUUUAGUUCUGUUUUAGUCCUUGUUCAGUCCGUUAUCAAUUUUUUUUCCAUUUUUCCUUUAAAAACAAAAUCAAAAACUGAAAAAAUUAAUCAUUAGUUUUUUUCAUUUUGGAUUUGGAGACAAAUAAUGAAGAAAACUGUUGUUUUUUCGUUUUCUUAUUUUUGGUUUUAUUUUAAAAAACAAAUGAACAAAUGACACAGUUUGAUAAAAUAUUUCUCACUUCCUUUUCUUCAUUUACAGCUCAAAAAAACACCUUAAAACCUUCUAUUCUCACCAUGUGUGCGCUCGCCUCUCCACAGAUCUGACUGUUACCCUGUCUCCAUUGUGAUCCUCAGUGUUAUUUCCACACAGAUAAAAAUGAAGUGUUAAAAUUGACUCUCACAUUUCCUCAGAGUUUAUCUGAGUCACUCUGUUCUCGAGUUAAUUUAACUUUUGUGUAAAAGUUCAUGAAGUAAAACUGGACCAAAGUUCCUGUUUAACUCCAAAUCCAGAGUUAAAUUCACCUUCUGAGAGUGAACAGAAAACACUGUGUAGAGUUAUUCUGAUUUAACUCAACACACAGAGGGGUUUUAUUUUUACACUUUCUUUGAGUUAAUUUAAGAUGAAAUUAUGAACAAAACUGGUUCAGUCUGGUUCUACUCUGGAGGGAGUUUGAAGUCAAAUUGAAGUUGAAUUAAGUUCAACCAAAUCAACUCUGGAAAAUUACUCCAACACGUUUAACUUUCAAAUAAUUAAAAUAUCACUUUUUGUGUUAAAAACAACUCUGAAAUAUUUCACCCUGACAUUUUAACUCCAGUUUUUUUCUGUUCAUGUGGAAUAAUCGAGACAAAACUGAAACAUCUCCACGGACGCAGUGAGUUUCAGAUUCUGUUUACAGGCGCCAUUUUGAGGACUUUUCACCAGGUAAAGAAGAUUCCAGGUCAAACAGAAACAUCUCCACGGAGAGGAGAAGGUUCCGUAGUGAGACUUUAAAUCCUGUGAUGUUUGUGACGCGUUAAAGCAGCUGGUUUUAAAUGUGUAAUGGAGCAGUUUUUCUACAACAUAAACUCUUUAAUAUUCACACACAAACUCUUUUAUUCAAAAAACUCAACUCGUUUAUUUGAGUUUGAACUCGUCUGCUGGAGAUAAAACACUGAGCUCUGAACAUUUAAAGCCUCAUGGUGGAACAUUCCAGGUUCACACGAUUCCUCCAACUUGAAGCGACUGUUUGAAGAUUUAUUUUCACAUGACACAACUUAAACUUUUCAUCAUCACAGUGAAACGACUUUACACGGUUUUAUUUAACGAUUUAUGUCAAACUUCUUGUGUAAUGAGCUUCUGUGUCCAACAACUGUCCAAACUCUGUCCAUUUUCUGUCCAAACUCUGUCCACUCUCCGUCUCUGAUCAUGUCUCCGUCUUUAGGUUUUUUGUUUUUUUUUUCCAUUAUGGUUAAAAACUCUGUUCAUUGUUUUAAGGACCGUCUUUGGAAAACACUUUUUUUUUUUUUUAUCUCAAAUUUGCUUUUUCAUUUCCCUGUUCAGCCUGAAAUACUGUAUCUGUGUUUUAGUCCUGGUUUAGUCCUGGUUUAGACCUGGUUUAGUCCUGGUUUAGACCUGGUUUAGUCCUGGUUUAGACCUGGUUUAGCCCUUGUUGCUGUUUUGUCUUAGUUUUUUUUUUUUCAUUUAGUUUUUUAUUUUAUGACAUAAUUGAGUUUGAACCAAGUCUAAACUAAACAGCAAUAUACAGAGGACACAGUCAAGUCUAAACCUGGACUAAACCUGGACUAAACCUGGA
This is a messenger RNA of Boleophthalmus pectinirostris (great blue-spotted mudskipper), 5400 nucleotides long. RefSeq names its product cell division cycle 14Ab (gene cdc14ab). Gene Ontology annotation, biological process: microtubule cytoskeleton organization; cilium assembly; protein dephosphorylation. NCBI's taxonomy places the organism in Eukaryota, Metazoa, Chordata, Actinopteri, Gobiiformes, Gobiidae. The transcript has 16 exons. Gene Ontology annotation, cellular component: spindle pole; mitotic spindle; centrosome. The record is from RefSeq and is a predicted model, not a curated record. Gene Ontology annotation, molecular function: protein tyrosine/serine/threonine phosphatase activity; protein serine/threonine phosphatase activity. The coding region runs from base 301 to 2172 and encodes 623 amino acids.